AAGCCUCAUCAUCAUCAUCAUCAUCAUCACCACCGUACCGCCGCCACGACCACCGCAACGGCAGCUGACCGAGCCGAGCCACACACCGGGCUUUACCGAUUCGAGGAGCCGGGCGCCAUGGCGGGCCGCCUCUAGGAGCACCGAGAUUUAGCCUCUUUGUUCUCCCUCGACGCCGCGCCGAGUUUCCGCGCCUCCGCCGAGGAGGGGCCGCCGAGGAGCAGCUUUCCGAGCGGAGGAGGAGGAGGAGGAGGAGGCGGCAGGAGCAGCAGCCACCACCGGGGAGGUGUUUUCUACCGAGCCAGCCGAAUGGCGGACCGAGAGGCGUCGCCGAUCCCGCUGGAGAUCCGAGCCCGGCUGGCAGAGCUGGAGCUGGAGCUGUCAGAGGGCGACAUCACUCAGAAGGGUUAUGAGAAGAAGAGGUCCAAGCUGAUCAGGGCAUAUGUUCCCCAUGCUGGAGGUAUGGAAGGUCCGAUGUCCCACCGGGCUCCACUCGGACCUCCGUCUGCUGCCAGGUUCCACCGACGGAGAACCUCUGGCACCAGAGAUGAGCGCUACCGAUCAGACGUCCACACUGAGGCGGUUCAGGCUGUAUUGGCGCGACAUGUAGAGAGGAAGGUUGCCGUGCCGAUGCCCUCGAAACGACGAUCGCUGGUGGUGCAGACCUCCAUGGAUGCCUACACACCUCCAGGCCUGUCCCCCCUGUGCUCAGACUCGUCGUCGGGGUCCGAGGAGGAGGCGGGGCCGGGCGACGACAUGUCGGGCAUGGAGCACUGGAUGAGCCGCCCGUCACAGCUAGGCCCCGCCCACCUGGGCUCCACCUCCUCCUCGUCCUCGUCCACUCAGAGCGGCGGCAGCGGGAACGCCGGGCGGCUGGCCGACUCGCUGGCGCACACGCACAUCUCGCACCUGGCGCACUCACACCUAGCGCACACACACCUGGGCCAGUCGCACCACCAGCAGAGCCACCUGUCGCAGUCGCACCACGGUAUCGGCCACCUGUCCCUGAAGAGGAAGGGAGCUCUGAGUGUCGCCGAGAACGGAGGAUCUCUGCGACGGUCCUGCGAGUUUGGAUCCGACAUGUUGUGGCCGCCGCCGCUGGAGUCGGACGAAAACCACUCGGCCCCUCCGGAUGUGACGGGGUACUCGUCGGACUCGUCCCACUCCCACACCGAGCGUCACCACAUGGCCAACAUGGGAACGAUUGCCAGGAACACGCAGAAGUACGGCAACGCAGAGCGCAUGGAGACCGGCGACGGUGUUCCCGUCAGCAGUCGUGUGUCGGCGAAGAUCCAGCAGCUGGUGAACACGCUGAAGCAGCCGCGCAGACCUCCGCUCCGAGAGUUCUUUGUCGAUGACUUUGAUGAGCUUCUGGAAGUCCAGCAGCCCGACCCCAACCAGCCCCGACCUGAGGGGGCUGAGAUGAUGCCGGUCCGAGGGGAGGCUCUGGGGGUCGUCACCAACUGGCCUCCGUCCCUGGAGGCGGCGCUGCAACGCUGGGGAACCAUCUCCCCUAAAGCACCCUGCCUCACCAGCCUGGACACGGCCGGGAAGCCGCUCUACGUCCUCACAUACGGGAAGCUCUGGUCUCGCAGCAUCAAGCUUGCCUACAACAUCCUCCACAAGCUGGGCAGCAAGCAGGAGCCCAUGGUGCGACCGGGAGACCGGGUGGCGCUGGUGUUUCCCAACAACGACCCGGUGGCCUUCAUGGUGGCCUUCUACGGCUGUCUGCUGGCCGAGGUGGUCCCGGUCCCCAUCGAGGUGCCGCUCAGCCGCAAGGAUGCCGGCAGCCAGCAGAUUGGCUUCCUAUUGGGCAGCUGUGGCGUUACCGUGGCGCUGACCAGUGACGCCUGCCAUAAGGGUCUCCCCAAGAGCGCAACAGGAGAAAUCCCACAGUUCAAAGGUUGGCCGAAGCUGCUGUGGUUCGUAACCGAGUCGAAGCAUCUCUCCAAACCUCCCAGAGACUGGUUCCCUCACAUCAAGGACGCCAACAACGACACCGCUUAUAUAGAGUAUAAAACCUGUAAGGACGGCAGCGUUCUGGGAGUCACUGUGACCCGGAUCGCUCUGCUCACCCACUGCCAGGCGCUCACACAGUCCUGCAGCUACACCGAAGCCGAGACCAUAGUGAACGUCUUGGACUUUAAGAAGGACGUCGGCCUGUGGCACGGCAUCCUGACGAGUGUGAUGAACAUGAUGCACGUGAUCAGCGUUCCCUACUCGCUGAUGAAGGUCAAUCCUCUGUCGUGGAUCCAGAAAGUCUGCCAGUACAAAGCUAAAGUGGCCUGUGUGAAGUCCAGAGACAUGCACUGGGCUCUGGUGGCCCACAAAGACCAGAAGGACAUCAACCUGAGCUCGCUGCGCAUGCUGCUGGUGGCCGACGGAUCAAACCCCUGGUCCAUCUCCUCCUGCGACGCCUUCCUCAACGUCUUUCAGACCAAAGGGCUGAGAGGUGAGGUCAUCUGUCCCUGUGCCAGCUCCCCCGAGGCCCUGACGGUGGCCAUCAGGAGGCCAGUGGAGGACAGCAGCCAGCCUCCGGGUCGAGGCGUCUUGUCCAUGCAGGGUCUGAGCUAUGGAGUCGUCAGGGUCGACACCGAGGAGCGUCUGUCAGUGUUGACAGUUCAGGACGUGGGAACCGUCACACCAGGAGGCCUGGUCUGUGUGGUGAAACCUGAAGGCGUCCCUCAGCUCUGUCAGACCGACGAGAUCGGAGAACUGUGUGUUUGUUCCAUCGCCACGGGAACGUCUUAUUACGGCCUGACGGGGAUGACCAAGAACACCUUCGAGGUUUACCCGGUGAGCUCCAGCGGCGGCCUGAUCAGCGAGUACGCCUUCGUCCGCACCGGCCUGCUGGGCUUCAUUGGCCCCGGCGGCCUCGUCUUCAUCACCGGCAAGAUGGACGGACUGAUCAUGGUGAGCGGGCGCCGCCACAACGCCGACGACAUCGUCGCCACGGCGCUGGCGGUGGAGCCCAUGAAGUUCGUGUACCGAGGACGGAUAGCGGUGUUCUCGGUGACGGUGCUGAGGGACGAGAGGAUCGUGGUGGUGGCCGAGCAGAGACCCGACUCCACAGAGGAGGACAGUUUCCAGUGGAUGAGCCGCGUCCUGCAGGCCAUAGACAGCAUCCACGGGGUCGGUGUCUUCUGCCUGGCUCUGGUUCCGGCCAACACUCUACCCAAGACCCCUCUGGGCGGCAUCCACCUCUCGGAGAUCAAGCAGCUGUACCUGGAGGGAGGCCUGCAUCCCUGCAACGUCCUCAUGUGCCCCCACACCUGCGUCACCAACCUGCCCAAACCCCGGCAGAAGCAGCCAGAGAUCGGACCCGCCUCUGUGAUGGUGGGUAAUCUGGUGUCGGGGAAGAGGAUCGCUCAGGCCAGCGGCAGAGACCUGGGACAGACCGACGACAACGACCAGUUCCUGUUCCUGUCGGAGGUUUUGCAGUGGAGAGCUCAGACGACACCGGAUCACGUCCUCUACACCCUCCUCAGCUCCCGGGGGGCGGUGUCGAGCUCCCUCACCUGUCUGCAGCUGCACAAGAGGGCGGAGCGAGUGGCGGCGCUGCUGAUGGAGCGAGGAGGUCUGCAGGAGGGAGACCACGUCGCUCUGGUUUACCCCCCAGGUAUCGAUCUGAUCGCAGCUUUCUACGGCUGCCUGUACGCCGGCUGUGUUCCCAUCACGGUGCGGCCGCCUCACCCCCAGAACAUCUCCACCACGCUGCCCACCGUCAAGAUGAUCGUCGAGGUGAGCCACUCGGCCUGUGUGAUGACCACAGCUGUGAUCUGUAAGCUGCUGCGCUCCAAAGAGGCCAUGGCCACCGUGGACAUCAGGAACUGGCCUCCAGUCCUGGACACAGAUGACCUGCCAAAGAAGAAGCCUCCAGCUCUCUACAAGCCCACCAACCCCGACGGUCUGGCCUAUCUGGACUUCAGUGUGUCCACGACCGGGAUGCUGGCUGGAGUUCAGAUGUCCCACAAUGCCGUUGGGGCCUUCUGCCGGUCGGUGAAGCUGCAGUGUGAGCUCUACCCGUCCAGAGAGGUGGCCAUCUGCCUGGAUCCUUACUGCGGCCUCGGCUUCGUCCUCUGGUGUCUCUGCAGCGUCUACUCGGGCCACCAGUCCAUCCUGAUCCCUCCGGUGGAGCUGGAGUCCAACCCGGCGCUGUGGCUGCUGGCCGUCAGCCAGCUGAGGGUCCGAGACACCUUCUGCUCCUACAGCGUCAUGGAGCUCUGCACCAAAGGACUCGGCCUGCAGACAGAAGCUCUCAAGGCUCGAGGUCUUGAUCUGUCCCGGGUUCGUGCCUGUGUUGUGGUGGCAGAGGAGAGGCCUCGGAUGUCGUUAACUCACUCCUUCUCGAAGCUCUUCAAAGAUCUCGGCCUUCAUCCGCGAUCUGUCAGCACAGCGUUCGGCUGCAGAGUCAACCUGGCAAUCUGCCUGCAGGGCACGUCAGGACCGGACCCCACUACCGUGUACGUAGACAUGAGGGCGCUGCGACACGACAGGGUUCGGUUAGUGGAGAGAGGCUCCCCCCACAGUCUGCCCUUAAUGGAGUCCGGCAAGAUCCUGCCUGGAGUUCGCAUCAUCAUCGCCAACCCGGAGACCAAAGGGCCGCUGGGAGACUCGCAUCUCGGAGAGAUCUGGGUCCACAGCGCCCAUAACGGCAGCGGUUACUACAGCGGUUACGGCGAGGAGGUCCUCCAGUCGGACCACUUCAACUCCAGACUCAGCUUCGGAGACACUCAGACGGUUUGGGCCAGGACCGGGUACCUGGGUUUCCUCCGUCGCACCGAGCUCACCGACGCCAACGGAGAGAGACACGACGCUCUGUUCGUGGUGGGAGCUCUGGAGGAGGCCAUGGAGCUGAGGGGGAUGAGGUACCAUCCCAUCGACAUCGAGACCUCCGUCAUCCGCGCACACAAGAGCAUCAUGGAGUGUGCGGUGUUCCCCUGGACCAACCUGCUGGUGGUGGUGGUGGAGCUGGAGGGCUCCGAGCAGGAGGCCCUGGACCUGGUUCCCAUGGUGACCAAGGCGGUGCUGGAGGAGCACUACCUGAUCGUGGGCGUCGUCGUGGUGACGGACAUCGGCGUCAUCCCCAUCAACUCCCGCGGCGAGAAACAGCGCAUGCACCUCCGCGACGGCUUCUUACAAGACCAGCUAGACCCCAUCUACGUGGCCUACAACAUGUAGCCUGAGUGUGUUGCCGUGUGCGUCACCGCGUGUCUGUCGGAGUGUGUGUUUGUGUGCAGGGCAGAGAGAGGGAGAGGGAGAGGGAGCGAGCGAGCAUGCGUCUGUAUGCUGUGGAUAUUGCCGUUGUUGUUCAUUUAUUUCCCGAAAUCAAGAUGUACUGUAUUUUUGAACCUGCAUAUGGUGUGGUCUUAAAUCGUCCGUUUUCUUUACAGUCGUGUUGUGCCGGGUGGAUGGAUGGUUGGUUGGUUGGUUGAUUGGUUGGUUGGUUGGUUGGUUGAUUGGACAAUUGAUUGGUUGGUUGUUUGGUUGGACAGACGGUUGGACAAUUGGACAAUUGGUUGUUUGGUUGGUUGGUUGGUUGGUUGGUUGGACAAUUGGACAGUUGGGUACUUGGUUGGUUGGUUGGUUGGUCGGUUGGUUGACUGACUGGUUGGUUGUUUUUUUUACACCCCGCUAAAUCUCGUGACCGUUACCGGGAUCUCGUCACUGUAGAAAGCCUUAGAGGGGAACACUGUGUUCGGCCGUCGUCUUUCCGAGGUCUUAGGAGGUAAAAGUAGAAAAAUACUAGACUGUAUCUGUCAUCAUGUUUUACUGGUCGGGUCGAGAAAAAAAAAACUUACCCAGAUUUGUGGUAUUAUUUCGAAGAUUAGAACAGGGGCAGCCAGAUUCUUGUAAAAACUAUAAAUAUUGUACAUAGACAUAAUAAUCUAUAUGGAGAGGUACCUAAAACACAGUGAGGUGUAGUAGCCCCUAUAUGCAGCUUUCUCCACCUGCACCCUGUGUGUGUCUGUUUGUGUGCAGAGUGUGUUCAUCUGUCUGUGUAGUUGUGCGACAGGGACGUUUGUUGUAGUUUCAAUGCGAAUCAGGCAGGUUUUAGACAGAGACGAUCAAAGAAGAGACGUUUUUAUGGAGUUGAAACCCACAAAAAGAGCAAGUUUGCGUGUUUUCAGUGUCCUAAGUGUGAGAAAAACUGCAAUGAUGCAUCUUUUUCCUGAUCUAGUCAUGUCUGAGAGGCAAAAAAACACCAUAAAUUUAAGUAAAACGCAAAUUCUUUAUGUGUAAAUCAAAGCAAAACCUGCACAAUAAUGAAAUCUGUUAAAAUUACAGACAGAAACCCACAAAAAAGAACAGCUUUGUGUGUUUUCAGUGUCCAAAAUGAAAGAAAAACUACACCGAUGCCCUUUUUUUUUCUGAAUAUUGUCACAUUUCAAAGGUUCUCUUUUACCCUUUCGGCAAAAAAAGCAACACAAAUGUGUUUACAAUGCCGGUUUUUUUCACAAGAUUCCAAGCAAAAAUGCUGCAAACUUUUAACGUGCAACAAUUUGUGCAUGUUAAAAUGUUUUAUGGAGGAAGAAACCCACAUAAAAGAGCAGCUUUGUGAAAGAAAAACUAAGGUGAUGCAUCUUUUUCUGAUUCUAGCGACAUUUUAUAGGUUUUCUUUGACCUUUCUGGCACAAAAACAACAUAAAUUUAAGUCCAAUGCAAAUUCUUUCUGCAGAGGUUCGAGCAAAAGUGCCACAAAUCUUAAUGAUUUGUACACAUUAUAGUUGUUUUAUGGAAUUAAAGAACAACUCUGUGUGUUUUCAGCGCCCAAAGUGACAGAAAAACUACCCUCAUGCAUCUUUUCCUCCAACUGAAGGUUUUCUUUUACCUUUUUGGGACGCAAACAACAUCAUUUGGACCCUUUUGGUGCCACAAAAACACCACAAAUUUAAGCAUGAGUCAAGUUCUUCAAGGAAAAAUACAGAAAAUACUCAACCCGGACGAUAAUCUGAGCAAACUAAAUGAUUUUAACCUGGUGGAACUGCAGAAUAUAGUUUAAAAAAAAAAGAACUGCGUGUGUUUUCAGUGCCUGAAGUGACAGAAAAUGCAUCUUUUUCUGAAUCUAGUCACGUCUGAAAGGCAAAAAGCAAAGUUGUUUGUGUAAAAUUCAAACUUCUAACAUGCACAAUAAUGUUCCUUCUUGCCCGUCAGUCAAUCUUUUGCUGAGUUUGUUGCAGUAAAGUUGUGAAAUUCAGCCCCUGAAGCACCCAAAGCAUCUCGCCGAGCAAAGUGCACUGUGUGAAUAAGAAAGAAAUGUAUUAUUAAUGUUAUUUAAAGGGAGUUUAAGGGAAGCUCUGCGUCUUCGAUCAAAGCCGGCGGCGUCCAGGUGUUGCUGCGGCUCUUUUACAUAAAUGUUUUUUAUUCUUUCCGCGUCUCCUCCGAGGGGGCGCGGGAUGAUUAACGGGGCGAAAAAAGACGAACAAUAUUAUGCUGCGGAUAAAAAAACACCACGUCUGCUGGCGUUUAUUAUGAAUUACUGUGAACUCGCGCCUCCUCGGGCCGUAUUCAGAUGAAACAGUGUGAUGUAAAACUCAAUUUUCUGUCUCGACAAGCCAAGAAGAUCUACUGUGCGUCAGGUUUUGGAGUAAAUGGAACUGCAGGAACAUCUGGAGGCCGUUGGGGGGAGAAAAAGGGAAGUGCAGAUAAAGUUUACAUAGAGAAGCUCCUCUUGUAGCAAUAAUCCCCAAAGGAUGCUCUUUACUGCGGGAUUCGUCCGUCUGCGUGCCGCUCCGCUGAGGUCAUCCGCUGCAGAUUUAAACAUCGCAAACCAGCUGUGGAGCUUCUGUGUCUUUUUAUGAAGUUUCCUCAUGGCGUCCUCAGUCUCCAGUCUGUUCUGCUGCGUCACAGAAAAGCAGAAGAAUCGAGGCACUUCAGGAUGUUUUUUAGGCAAAUAUCAGUUUAUAUGUUUAACCCUCUGAACUCCAAGCUGUUUCUGGGUGUUUUUUGCUCGCUGUGGGCUCAUUUUUUAGUAAAACAACCACGACUAGAAGGAAAGAGAAGCAAGAAAUCUUUUUUUUUUUGCAGUAUGACAUGAUGAAAAUGCCAUAAAUCAUAAAAAAAGAAAAAACAAAAAAACACAAGUUUAAUUUUUUGUUGCUAAACUGCUAAAACUAAAAUCAACAUGUGCACCAUUUUCCCAUAGGCAUCACAGUAAACUACAGCUAAAACAGUGGCUCUGCAUGCUAUGUUUAUAUUUACUUACAUUUUUCACUCGUUUCCGUACGAAAACUGUGAUUUUUUUGCCUCCUUACUCCUGGUCACAGUUGAGUCACUAAUGGCUUCAAAGUUGCCUUAAAAUGAGCAGAGUUUUUUGCUUUUUGCAGAAUCUGUUUAACAUAAACGAGUUAUUUUUGGUGAAUUUUUUAAUCAAACCUGUUGAAUAAAGUGAUUUUCAUUCUGGAUUUGGUCGAAUUUUCUGCCACAGCAGACGAUUAGUUCAAGGACUGUUGAAAAUCUGACAGUGGGUUCUGUUUUUGCAUUUUCUGGCUCCGAUAAAAGAGGUUACUUUUAUGUUUUUUAUAAAAAUAACAAGCCUUUAAAACCCACUAGAAGGUUCAGAGGGUUAAUGUGAAGACUGCUGCUGCUUAUUUUUAUGGAUUUAUCUUUUUGAUCUUCAACAGAAAAAGCUAAAGAGACUUCAGCGAACACUUUGUGCUGAUUAAAAAUUACUCUUAUUGUGUCGUUGAACAAAUCCGCAAAAAUUGUCGUUAAAUUUCACUCUCGUGCAGAAACAUCAGUGACUUUUUAGAGGAUUUUAAUGGAUACACGUCAGAUUUAAACUGAAACCUUCGAAAUCUGCAGUCUGAGGCUCAUUAAUGUCAUAAAUCUUCAUUAUCUUACUGCUCAAAUCCAUCUCAAGGGUGUAACCAGGAAAAUAAACAUUUUGUUUCCCCGCUGCCACCUUGUGGAGAUUUUGGUUCAUUGCGGCGCGUCACAAAGAGCUUUGAGCAGUGAAAUGUCGCAGCUUCCUGGUUAAUGUAGCUCAAUAUUUAGUGUUAAAUGGAAAUAUUAGCUGCUUUAAAACAAGAAAAUAUAGAAAGAGGAAUAAAAAAAACAACAGAAAAUAAUGAAUCCUGCAGCAAAAUUUUCAUAGAAAGGAUCUUUAUCAUGCAAACCUUUUUAAAAAAUGUUUUUUCAUUGUUUUAGAGAGAAAUCCUGCGUAAAGAGCAUCCUCUGGGCUUUGGUACAGCAGCUACCACCUUUUAUGUGCACUGAUGUCGUGAGGCUAUAGAAGAUUAUUAUAAAAAAAUAAAGAACUAUAUUAAAGGUUUUAUCCCAAACUGUGAAUCCUGGGAGUCACUGCGACCUGCAGCAGGUGGCGUCAAAACGACAGAAAGACUUUUAUUCAGAGUGUUAUUUAGAAGAGCUCAUCAUCCGUGUGUGAUGUCGUCUCAUCGCUCUUCUUCUGUGGUUUUACUUUCAUUUUCUGAACACGUUCAUCAAAAGAAGAAGAAGAAAAAAACUUUAUGCAUAUCAGAAGUUGCUUAGCGCUUGUUUGGCUAACUUUGGGUUCGUUGGUAGCAGCGUAGCGGUCCUGUUUCAGUCCCUGUGUGUGUGUGUGUGUGUGUGUGUGUGUGUGUGUGUGUGUGUGUGUGUGUGUGUGUGUGUGUGUGUGUGUGUGUGUGUGUGUGUGUGUGUGUGUGUGUGUGUGUGUGUGUGUGUGUGUGAGGUGGAGGAUCUUGACGAAGAAGGACUUCCCAUCAGAAACCCAGAGGAGGACUGGUGUGUGUGUUCAGGGCCGGAUGGGAGACGGACUGCAUGGUGUGUGUGUGUGUGUAUAUUGUAUGUAAAUAGUGUUGAUUUUGUACGGUACAAGUGUGUGUGACUUGUUUUGUACACAUGAUAAAAAGAUUAAAUGACACUUUUAUAAGAGCCUGCUACUGGCUCACCGUCACACUAUACAGUGCAAUAAAGUGCUUUGAUUGGCUAAAACUCA
Molecule: messenger RNA, 9937 nt
Organism: Acanthochromis polyacanthus (spiny chromis)
Lineage: Eukaryota; Metazoa; Chordata; Actinopteri; Pomacentridae
Product: disco-interacting protein 2 homolog C-like
Exons: 38
Coding region: 307-5178 (1623 amino acids)
Source: RefSeq, a predicted model, not a curated record